UCUCGUCACCCCGAGUUCAUACAAAAUAAUUUAAAAGGAAAAAAAAAAAAAAACGAAAGCCCUUUGCUUUGAUUGAAUAAUAAUCUGUAGCCGUCCGGCGUAUUCCACAAAUCACCGGCCAAAAAGACCAAUUUGGGGGAAAAGAGCGAUGAAGGGACUAACCCUUUCCCCAGCUAACCAUUGCUUUUCUAAUCACCCCGGCAAAAACCCAACAGAACAACAAACAUUACAAAAAUGCUCCAUCCCGAUUCAAUCCAUCAACAAAAAUCGUCGACAAUCCCUAAUUCUCCCUUCGCUCGCCGUUAAAUCCUCCCAAAACCCUCAUCAAUCGCCGGCGUCCCAGCACCACGAUUCGCCGCCCCUGGUGGUGGUCGGCUCCGCCAACGCCGACAUCUACGUCGAAAUCGACAGGCUGCCCAAGGAAGGAGAGACGAUCUCGGCCAGCAACGGCCAGACGCUCGCCGGGGGGAAGGGCGCCAACCAGGCUGCCUGCGGCGGCAAGCUUUCCUACCCGACGUACUUCGUGGGUCAGGUUGGGGAGGAUGCUCACGGGAAUUUGAUCGCUGAAGCGCUCAGAAAUGGCGGGGUGCGUCUCGAUCAUUUGAGGAACGUUGGAGAUGGUGUGCCGACUGGGCAUGCCGUGGUGAUGCUGCAGUCUGGUGGGCAGAACUCCAUUAUCAUUGUUGGUGGGGCUAACAUGAGCUGCUGGCCUGAGAAGCUGGGGGAUCAGGAUUUGGAGAUUGUGAAGAGUGCAGGGAUUGUUUUGCUUCAGAGAGAGAUUCCUGAUUCUGUGAACAUCCAAGUUGCUCAGGCAGCAAAAGAUGCUGGUGUUUCCGUAAUUUUGGACGCCGGUGGAAUGGAUACGCCUAUACCAACUGAAUUGCUCAAGUCCGUGGACAUCUUUAGCCCGAAUGAAACUGAACUUGCUCGAAUCACUGGGAUGCCGACUGAAAGCUUCGAGCAAAUUGAAGAGGCUGUCAAGAAGUGUCACAAAAUGGGAGUCAAACAGGUGCUAAUGAAGCUUGGUUCCAAAGGGUCUGCCUUAUUUGUAGAAGGAGAAAAGCCGAUGAAGCAGCCUAUCAUACCAGCAGCAAGAGUUCUGGACACUACUGGAGCUGGAGAUACUUUUACUGCUUCCUUUGCAGUUGCACUUGUAGAAGGGAAGUCGAAAGAAGAAUGCCUGAAAUUUGCUGCUGCAGCAGCUUCCCUUUGUGUUCAAGUCAAGGGAGCCAUCCCCAGUAUGCCUGAUCGGGUGUCAGUUAGCAAUCUUCUUCGAACUGCCCAAGUUUCUUGAAGAACAGGUAAAGGCUAUAGAUGUUCUCUAGCUUCAGAAAGGCUCGAAAAGAAAAUUUUAGUAAUCUGAAAGGCCAGAGGAUAGGAAGAUGUUCCAUUCAAGAUCCGAGUGUCAAACAACUGUUGCAUAUAGAAAGCUAAAUGCUUCUUCUGUGUCUCAUCAGUUUAUGAAUAUAGCUAAGAGACUACUUUUCCAGUUAUAGAACCCUCUUACAGCAGCAUUUACACAUAUUCAUCAAUCAAAAUGACAUUAUUCGAUCUCAAACGUCUCUAGCAGAAGCUUCAUUUCUCCAUGGGCUUUAGCUUCAGUGCAGCGCUGUAAAAGAUCAUGCUCAAUGGUUCAGGAAACAGAAUCUACAGAGCUCAACGGAGGAACCGUAUAUUCUGCAUUUCUUUACCUGUUUAUGCAGUAGCGUUUGCCAGUAGGUGGCGGGCCAUCAUCAAACACAUGCCCAAGAUGAGCAUCACAGACAGCACACAGGUUUUCUGUCCUGGGCAUGAAGAUGAUCGACAAGUCCAUCUUCGACUUCACGUUGUUCCCUAUUGGCUGGUAGUAAGACGGCCACCCAGUUCCACUGUCGAACUUGGUCGAUGAUUCGAAGAGCGGUGUGUCGCAGCAUAUGCAGUGGUAUGUUCCAGGGGUUUUUGUGUUGUAGUACUCCC
Linum tenue is the source of this 1956-nucleotide messenger RNA. The record is from the annotation of a GenBank genome assembly. Lineage: Eukaryota; Viridiplantae; Streptophyta; Magnoliopsida; Malpighiales; Linaceae.